Molecule: messenger RNA, 2093 nt
Organism: Phoenix dactylifera (date palm)
Lineage: Eukaryota; Viridiplantae; Streptophyta; Magnoliopsida; Arecales; Arecaceae
Product: 2-hydroxyacyl-CoA lyase-like
Biological process (GO): fatty acid alpha-oxidation
Cellular component (GO): peroxisome
Molecular function (GO): catalytic activity; thiamine pyrophosphate binding; magnesium ion binding
Source: RefSeq, a predicted model, not a curated record
CCUGCCCCCGAUUCUCUCGUCCGCGACAUUCUCCAGUCUCUUGCUCGAGCUCGAGCUCGAACGCCAACUCACCAUUCAAUGGCGGCGGAGGGCAACUCACAAACCGUGGAAACCUUGACCCUAGAUUCGAGCCCUCCCGAGACCCUCGUCGAUGGCAGCACCGUCGUGGCUCGCUCGCUCGCCCGGGCGGGCGUCCGGCACAUAUUCGGCGUGGUGGGGAUCCCCGUUACGGCCGUCGCCACCCGCGCCGUCGCCCUCGGCGUCCGCUUUCUCGCCUUCCACAACGAGCAGUCCGCCGGCUACGCCGCCUCCGCCUACGGCUACCUCACCUGCCGCCCCGGUGUCUUUCUCACCGUCUCCGGCCCCGGCUGCGUUCACGGCCUCGCCGGCCUCUCCAACGCCGCCGCGAAUACCUGGCCGGCGGUCAUGAUCUCCGGCUCCUGCGACCAGGCCGAGUUCGGGAAGGGCGACUUUCAGGAGCUCGAUCAGUUGGCUGCCGUGAAGCCCUUCGUCAAACACGCCGCCAAGGCCACCCAUGUAACCCAGAUCCCCCGCCUGGUUCGCGAGGUGCUGGGCGUUGCCGUCUCCGGACGGCCCGGAGGGUGCUAUCUGGAUCUCCCCGCCGACGUCCUCCACCAGACGAUUCCUGAAUCGGAAGUCGCUAGGGUUUUAUCCCAGGCUGAAUGCCCUAGAUUUCAAGAAAUUAGGUACGAAGGCGCCCUGGAUAUUGAAAAGGCGGUGUCUCUACUGAGGCACGCGGAGAGACCUUUGAUCGUGUUCGGAAAAGGCGCCGCCUUUGCUCGGGCCGAGAAUAAUCUAAAGAAGCUGAUCGAUACCACCGGAAUUCCGUUCCUUCCGACGCCGAUGGGUAAGGGUUUGAUGCCCGACACCCACGCGCUUGCCGCCACCGCCGCCCGAUCGCUAGCCAUCAGCCGCUGCGAUGUUGCCUUAGUCGUGGGAGCACGGCUCAAUUGGCUCCUCCACUUCGGAGAACCUCCAAGAUGGUCUAAAGAUGUGAAAUUUAUACUGGUGGAUAUCUCCAAGGAGGAGAUCGAUCUCAGAAAGCCCUACUUGGGCUUGGUGGCUGAUGCAAGGAAGGUGCUGGAUUUGAUCAAUGAGGAGAUCAAGGACGAACCUUUCUGUUUGGGGAGGUCGCAUCCUUGGGUGGAGGCCAUUUCAAAGAAGGCAAAGGAAAAUGUGGCAAAGAUGGAGGCCCAGUUGGCUAAGGAUGUGGUUCCCUUCAAUUUCUUCACCCCGAUGAGGAUUAUAAGAGAUGCAAUUCUCGCUGAGGGGAGCCCAGCUCCAAUAGUGGUGUCGGAGGGUGCAAACACGAUGGAUGUUGGGAGGGCAGUACUGGUUCAGAAUGAGCCAAGGACAAGGUUGGAUGCAGGAACAUGGGGAACAAUGGGGGUUGGCUUGGGUUAUUGCAUUGCAGCUGCUGUGGCUUCACCUGGUCGCUUGGUGGUGGCUGUGGAAGGGGAUUCUGGCUUUGGAUUUAGUGCCAUGGAAGUCGAGACAUUGGUAAGGUACCAAUUGCCCGUUGUGAUCAUAGUGUUCAACAAUGGUGGAGUGUAUGGUGGCGAUAGAAGAAGCCCUGAUGAAAUGGCUGGACCAUACCAAAAUGACCCUGCCCCAACCUCCUUUGUUCCAGGUGCAGCUUACCAUACUCUAAUGGAGGCUUUUGGAGGUAAAGGCUAUCUUGUCGGGACUCCACAAGAGCUCAAGUCUGCUCUUGCCGAAUCUUUCUCUGCAAAGAAACCAGCUGUAAUAAACGUUAUCGUAGAUCCAUAUGCUGGUGCGGAGGGUGGGAGAAUGCAACAUAAGAACUAAAUGCCAUGUCACACUCUUGGUCUGUUUCCAGGUUCUUCAUUCCAAUUAAUAAUCCUUGCUUUUCAUGCAAUGUAUCUUCUUUCCAGUUUUACCUCAUGUCAGUUGCCAUGACACCGAUCAUGUAAACGUUUGUAAAUUAGAAAUUUAGGCAGAUGAUGUUGCCUCCAUAUGUUGUUGAAGAUAUUUGAUGCAGGUUGGGUUAAGUUAUUUAGGUUUGAAUUUUUGAUAAAUUUAGUAAAAAGAUCAGUCCGAAUUGGCCUAUU